AAUUAUAGUUAGUAAAAAAAAAAAAGAAAAAGAUGGAAAUUUUUCAUCUGCAUUUGGUCUUCCCCUUCACACCUCCCAAUCCCACCAAAGGCCAUGGAAACACCACCACCCCUUCUUCCUCUUCUCCCCCACCUCCAUUUUGGCUCUUCCCCCAAAUCCAUGAUGCUGAAUCACUGAGAUUUGUAAGGCUUGGUUUGUGUUGAUCUUGGUCUGAGAUGGAGGAGGUGGAAGAAGCUAAUAAGGCAGCUGUUGAGAGCUGCUACAGAGUUCUAACCCUUCUUUCCCACUCCCAGGAUCAUCCAAUUCAGCAUAAGAUUGUUGUAGCAGAGACAGGGGAAGCUGUUUCCAGGUUCAGAAGAGUUGCUUCCAUUCUCAGCAACUGCAAGGGCCAUGCCAGGGUCAGAACUGAAAAGAAACCCCUGCCCAAAUUCAACCACAGAAUCUUCUUGGAUUUCCCAUCAUCCACUAGUAGCAGAUUAGAUAAUAGCCAAAGAUCACAGUUUGGUGCUGUUUCAAGGGCCACAACAGCCCAAUUGAGCCCCAAGCUGUUCAUCGAGAAGCAGCCGGUUCCGGAAUUGGAUUCGACUCCUAAGUUAGCCCAUUUCCAGCUCGCGCCGCAGCCCGGGCCUUUCCACUUCCAGUUCCAGCAGCAUGUGAGGUUCCAGAAUGAGGUCUUCCGGAGGGCCGGCAAUGAGAUAAGCUUCAAGAUCGAGGAGUCGAGCCGCGGGGGGGCGACCGCGUCGUCGAACACGAACCGGUCGUUCCUGUCCUCGCUGAGCGUGGACGGCGAGGCGUUCAGUCUGAUCGGCGCGGCGCCAACGCCGCCGGACGUGGCGGCCGCGCGCCCCGCGCCUAUCAAGAGGAAGUGUCAUGGCAAAGGGGAGGAUGGGAAUGGCAAGUGCUCUAGCAGUGGGAGGUGCCAUUGCUCGAAGAGGAGGAAAUUGAGAGUGAAGAGGUCCAUUAAAGUGCCUGCCAUUAGCAACAAGCUUGCUGAUAUUCCCCCUGAUGAGUACUCAUGGAGAAAGUAUGGUCAGAAACCAAUUAAAGGUUCUCCUCAUCCCAGGGGAUACUACAAAUGCAGCAGCAUGAGGGGUUGCCCUGCGAGAAAGCAUGUCGAGAGGUGCUUGGACGACCCUUCGAUGCUCAUUGUUACUUACGAGGGGGAGCACAACCAUCAAAGAUCACAAGCUCAAUCGGCGCAGACAUAGAAGAGACUUUUUGAGUUGUAUAACUGAAAGAAACCCAUUCAAGCCUCUUGUUAUGAAAAAUGAUCCGACUUGUGACCUUUUAACGGCGGAAUAGAGAUCCUGAAAAGCAUUGAGAGUUCAUUCCCCCUGUAAAAGCAGAUAGAACAUGGGCGCGUUCACGAGGUGUGGAAAGUGUUGAUCCUCGCAUUUUGGUAAGACUUGAGUUUGAUCAAUUGAGAUUCCCGAUGUAGUCUGAUUGCGAAAAUCUUUGAUGUCAAAAGUUGGAAAUUUGAAGCUGGAACUGUAGCUUCUGUAAUCCUGGGGUGCAAUGGAAGGUCAUGAAUUUGCUAAAAAAAAUUUCUGCUAAAUUGCAUGUUUCAG
Messenger RNA from Ananas comosus (pineapple), 1568 nucleotides. RefSeq names its product protein WRKY1-like. The coding region runs from base 216 to 1208 and encodes 330 amino acids. Gene Ontology annotation, molecular function: sequence-specific DNA binding; DNA-binding transcription factor activity. NCBI's taxonomy places the organism in Eukaryota, Viridiplantae, Streptophyta, Magnoliopsida, Poales, Bromeliaceae. The transcript has 4 exons. The record is from RefSeq and is a predicted model, not a curated record. Gene Ontology annotation, biological process: regulation of DNA-templated transcription.